Molecule: messenger RNA, 675 nt
Organism: Scheffersomyces amazonensis
Lineage: Eukaryota; Fungi; Ascomycota; Pichiomycetes; Serinales; Debaryomycetaceae
Gene: CSH3
Product: Csh3p
Exons: 1
Coding region: 1-675 (224 amino acids)
Biological process (GO): endoplasmic reticulum to Golgi vesicle-mediated transport
Cellular component (GO): endoplasmic reticulum membrane
Source: RefSeq, a predicted model, not a curated record
AUGGCAUAUAAGGACAUUGUACCUAUUGGUAGUGCAUUGAUCAUUGCCACGACUUCCUUUAUUUUAGGUGCUGUUUAUGGUAAUUUACCUUAUGAUAUAGGUACUCUUUGGUCGAAAGAUGAGACAGGAGCUGCAUUUGCAAAUUCUUUAGCACACUAUCAAACUUGGGGUAAUACUCCAAAUCAUGUUCAUUAUAUCUUUCAUUUUGUCCUUGGUUUAGGAUUACUUGGUUGUUUCAUUAAAUUAUACAAACCUCAAGAAGAUGCUAAAUAUUUUGAAUAUGGUACUUUAGGAUUUCUUAUGAUCGCCAUUAUUAUUUAUUUAACUAAUUUAAGAGUUGGUGUCAAUUCAGCAAUUUCAGGAAAUUGGGGUGAGGUUGAUGCUGAAACUGGUUUAAAUGUUAUGGCUGCUUCUCAAGUCAUGAUUGUUUUAGUAUUAUUAGGUGUAUUUGUUUUACAAGGUGGUCUUUAUUAUGCUGAAUGGUAUGAUGAAAGAUUAAAGGAAGAUUUCUAUAAAAAGGAAGCUGAAAUUGCUGCUUCAGCAGCUGUUGAUGCUGAAAAGAAACAAGCAGAAGCUGUUGGUGAAGAAGCUGCUACUAAAUCAACUUCUACUGGUACUGAAACAACUGCUACAACUGUUAAGAAGACCAAAAGAAUUAUUAGAAAGAAAGUAUAA